UCAGUUACAAAGCUUACGGAAUAAAUAUAAGCUUUUACGAUUGGAGUUCCACUUUCAAAAGGGAAAUUUGAUUGGAACAGAAUUGCAAGUUUUAACAGGUUUUAACUGUGAAUUAAAAUUAGACAUGCGCAAUGAUCAACUUACUCGCUAUGUGUAAGUGACCUGAAGUUUUAAUCAGUGAUUGUCUGUGUAUUUAUGUAUUGCCUAUUGGUUGGAUGUGUUGGACCGUUGGACAGUGUUGGAUGUAAAACUUUGUGGUGAGGUUAUAAUAGAAUAAAAUUUUGUAAAAUAAUGGCUAGCUGUAGAAUAUUUGGGGCACUUUCGCGAUUUUCGCGAACUAAUGUUCACUUCAUUACACGAUCAGCUCAACAACAGCCAAUUAGGUCACUUGCUACAGCUGGAGAAAAACAUUUUAGAACAAAAAUUGUCGACAAUGUAGCUGUUGUUACAUUGGAUUCACCCCAGGUCAAGGUUAACUCCUUGAACCGGGCGGUGAUGGAGGAAUUUUCGGAGAUUUUAAGAACUAUUGAGAAUAAUUCCGCAGUGAGUUCUGUGGUACUUAUUAGCGGAAAGCCUGGUAAUUUUAUAGCAGGCGCCGACAUUUCUAUGAUUAAAGACUUUAAAACUGAAGACGAUGGUUAUAAAAUUUCGAAAGACUGUCACAGAGUUCUUAAUGAUAUCUCUAGUAGUAAGAAGCCAGUAGUUGCAGCAAUACAAGGCACUUGUCUAGGUGGUGGUCUAGAGCUUGCUUUGGCAUGCCACUACCGAGUUGCAGUUAGAGACAAAAAAACAAGUUUAGGAUUACCAGAAGUUAUGUUAGGACUUCUACCGGGAGGAGGUGGAACGCAAAGACUUCCCAAAUUAGUCUCUCUACCAAAUGCCUUGGAUAUGACACUGACUGGAAAAACUCUAAAAGCAGACAGAGCUAAAAAGUUCGGCGUUGUCGACCUUUUGGUAGACGAAUUAGGCCCUGGACUCUUACCACCUGAAGAAAAUACAAGAAGAUAUUUAGAGGAAACAGCCAUUAAGGUGGCAAAGGAUAUUGCGAAUGGAAAUUUAAAAGUAAAUCGUGAUCCAAAAUCUUUAGUCGCAAAAAUAACGAAUUACGCUUUGUCAUUGGAAUUUGUCAAAGAUCAAGUUUUCAAAAAGGCGAAAGCUCAGGUUAUGAAACUUACUGGUGGUUUAUAUCCGGCGCCUUUGAAAAUUCUCGAAGUUAUCCGCACAGGUUUGGAUAAGGGACCAGUUGUUGGUUAUGAAGCUGAGGCUAAAGCUUUUGGUCAUUUGGCAGUUACUAAGGAGAGCAAGGGACUCGUUAGUCUCUUCUUCGGACAGACUGCUUGUAAGAAGAAUAGAUUUGGAACACCCAAAAGUGCUGUGAAGACUGUGUCAGUGGUUGGUGCUGGAUUAAUGGGAGCAGGAAUCAUUCAAGUCAGUAUUGAUAAAGGUUAUGAUGUCAUUUUGAAAGACACGAAUCAAGCUGGUUUAAAUAGAGGAAUAGGACAAAUACAAAAGGGUUUGGAAACAGCUGUAAAAAGGAAACGUAUGUCCAGUCUCGAGAAGGAUAGGUUCCUGGCAAAAUUGGACACUACCUUAAGUUACAAUCAUUUUCAAAGGUCCGAUAUAGUCAUUGAAGCUGUCUUCGAGGAUAUUAACAUUAAACAUAAAGUAAUUAAGGAAAUUGAAGCUAACACACCGGAAUAUUGCAUUGUUGCUACAAAUACGUCUGCGAUUCCAAUCACGAAAGUAGCAGCCGGAAGCAGCCGACCUGAUAAGCUAAUCGGAAUGCACUAUUUUUCACCUGUAGACAAAAUGCAAUUGUUGGAGAUUAUUACACAUAAAGGCACAUCAACUGAGACGAUUAAAACAGCCGUUGAUGUAGGUUUAAAGCAAGGAAAGGUUGUAAUUACAGUUGGAGAUGGUCCUGGUUUCUAUACAACCAGAAUUCUCUCUGCCAUGUCCACCGAGGGAAUCCGAUUGCUUCAAGAAGGUGUCGAUCCCAUUCUACUGGAUAAACUCACAAAACAAUUUGGCUUUCCGGUGGGUUUAGCGACACUGACUGACGAAGUGGGUAUUGACGUUGGUGCUCACAUUGGAGUUGAUCUUGGAAAAGCUUUAGGUCCACGAUCAGCAGGUGGUGAUGUUAGAAUUCUUGAAGAUAUGGUAAAGAAAGGUUUCCUUGGACGUAAAUCUGGCAAGGGAUUCUACGUAUAUGAGGCUAAUUCGAAAAAUAGAGAUGUCAAUCUUGGAGCACUGGAUAUUUUGAAAAGUUAUAAACUCGAUCCAAAAGGAAGCACUGCAGAUGAAGAUCGUCAAAUGAGGCUGGUCAGCAGAUUCGUAAAUGAAGCUGUACUUUGUCUAGAAGAAAACAUUUUGGCCAAUCCGCUCGAGGGAGAUAUUGGUGCUGUUUUCGGUCUUGGUUUCCCACCAUUUACAGGUGGACCUUUCCGAUGGGUUGACUACUACGGAGCCGGAAGACUAGUUAAGAGAAUGGAGGAAUUCCAAAAUUCUUAUGGCGAAAGUUUCAAGCCAUGUCAAUUACUCUAUGACAUGGCAUCUGACUCAACGAAAAAGUUCCAUCCUCAUUAAACUGGAUUUUCGUACAGAAAAGAAAGAAAUUGUCAAUAGAAAACUAAAAAGUGAAUUUAAACUUAUAUAUUAACCGUGGCCUUCAGAUUAUCACGAUGCUAUUUUUCAAAGAUUUCCUUACAAUUACAAGUUUUUUAUCGAGAGAACUUUAAAGUGAAUUCUACGAUACUCUAAUUCAAGAAUAGAAAAAAAACACAAUUUCUCUUUUUCUUUAUAUGAAUAGAGAAAAGUGUGACUUAUCAACUAUAUUUUGUGGAUGCAUUUUUUGAAAGAUUUUAUAGAUCGGAUUGUGGAACAGAACUAUUUUUGGACUAUUGUUAAUGUAAUAUAGUAUAGAUCGCUAUUGUAAGUAUAUUUUUAUUACCGAAAUGUUUAUUAAAUAAAUUAUAAUAAAUUGAAAUACUAUUAGAAAAUAA
This is a messenger RNA of Leptopilina heterotoma, 3002 nucleotides long. It is a transcript of the gene Mtpalpha, whose product is annotated as trifunctional enzyme subunit alpha, mitochondrial. Gene Ontology annotation, cellular component: mitochondrial fatty acid beta-oxidation multienzyme complex; mitochondrion. The transcript is spliced from 10 exons. The record is from RefSeq and is a predicted model, not a curated record. Lineage: Eukaryota; Metazoa; Arthropoda; Insecta; Hymenoptera; Figitidae. The coding region runs from base 292 to 2586 and encodes 764 amino acids. Gene Ontology annotation, biological process: fatty acid beta-oxidation. Gene Ontology annotation, molecular function: long-chain (3S)-3-hydroxyacyl-CoA dehydrogenase (NAD+) activity; enoyl-CoA hydratase activity; NAD+ binding.